Messenger RNA from Coffea eugenioides, 1050 nucleotides. RefSeq names its product acidic endochitinase-like. Lineage: Eukaryota; Viridiplantae; Streptophyta; Magnoliopsida; Gentianales; Rubiaceae. The transcript has 3 exons. The record is from RefSeq and is a predicted model, not a curated record. Gene Ontology annotation, biological process: carbohydrate metabolic process. Bases 1 to 1050 code for a protein of 349 amino acids. Gene Ontology annotation, molecular function: chitinase activity. Gene Ontology annotation, cellular component: extracellular region.
AUGACAUUCCAGACUGAGAACGUUGAUGCAAAACUGAUAGUGGACAAAGCACAACAAGAAUGGAUUGAAUAUGAAGCUGAGAAUGAAACAGAUACAAGAACAAAUGCAUCAUCAGAAGUGGACAGACAGAUAGAGCAGGGAUGGGAGCCACCUAAGGAAGGAGUGAUUAAGAUAAAUACAGAUGCAGCAAUCUCAGCUAAAAUGAGAGUGUCUGCUGAUGCUGAAUGCUCCUCAGAAGGCGAAGGGGUUGGGUUCUACUGGGGCCAAAGUCUUCAUGAUGAAAACCUGGCUGAGAUGUGCAACAACAGUAUGUAUCGCUACGCGGUUCUCGCCUCCCUAAAUUUGGAGGGUAACAAACCAGUCUUGAGCAUAGAUGACAAGUGCAAUCCGAGCUACCCGGCUGGCUGCGCCUACCUAGGUCAUAUGAUAGAUUUCUGCAAGGCUCAAGGCAUCAAAGUAUUACUUUCCCUUGGUGGGAGGCCUGAUCUUUCUUCUGAUGAUGCUCACAAUGUUGCAGAAUAUAUCUGGAACAAUUUUUUGAGUAAUAAUUCAGGCCCUGGUCCUCUCAAUGCUACUGUAGAUGGAAUAGACUUCCGUAUCCAAAGCGGAUCAAACCAGAGUCUGGAUGUUCUCGCCCAGGCACUCAGGAAUUAUAGCACACCUGAAAGAAAGGUGUACUUAUCUGCAGCACCACUUUGUCAAAUUCCUGACUAUUAUCUUGACGAUGCUAUCAAAACUGGCGUCUUUGACCACGUGUGGGUGCAAUUUUUCGGUGAUCCUUCAUGUAAAUUCUAUCCACCCAUUUGGAUUGCAUGGUAUUGUUAUCUAGACAAAUAUAAUACUACAUUAUCCCUGGGAAUAACUAGAAAUCCCGACACUGACGGUUUCAUCCCAUGUGAUGAUCUAUUUACAAGGACGUUCUUUGUGGUGCAGUUUCCCAAAUUUGGAACGCUCAUGGUGUUUGAGGGCAGAUACGAGUGCAAUUUUAGUUCUGGUGUACUUCUGGCUUCUGGUAAAAAGUCCAUGAAUAAGUUCUACGCCAUCGACUAA